This is a messenger RNA of Baudoinia panamericana UAMH 10762, 498 nucleotides long. RefSeq lists its product as uncharacterized. Lineage: Eukaryota; Fungi; Ascomycota; Dothideomycetes; Mycosphaerellales; Teratosphaeriaceae. The transcript has a single exon. The record is from RefSeq and is a predicted model, not a curated record. Bases 112 to 483 code for a protein of 123 amino acids.
AACAUACUCUUACCUCGUCCACAAAGGACAGACAGCUCGAAGGUCUCCGCCAACAGUGCCGACCGUAGACUGUCAUCUCAGGGGAGCCAAUAUCUCGAGUGACGCGCCUACAUGGUACAACAUAUAUUAUGGUGGCCAAGAUCUCAGAAUGCUUGGGGCGUUCUUUAUAGCGUCCCAGCAGCAAGACCGAGGAACUUUCCACCACAAACGCCCUGUUGCUGGAGACCGACUAAGGAAGGUUGUGGAAAACUCACGACCCGUGCAGCUACAAGGAAGCGUCCUACAGACAUUAUCUGUAAUGUAUCGGAACUCAACGUGUUAAUGGAGAAGUGGAGUGGACGGGCUCACUUUGAAGUGCACGAAAUCUAUGCACAGGAGAAUCAAGCCUCAUCAACAUUCCGUAUAGGCAUUGGAGACUUGACGAUCCUGUCAUGCGCCAGCACCUCUGACGAUGCAGUCGGAGUAAUGGAUUCGGAACAUUAAUUGGCAGGUCGUAUC